Molecule: messenger RNA, 4042 nt
Organism: Bombus impatiens (common eastern bumble bee)
Lineage: Eukaryota; Metazoa; Arthropoda; Insecta; Hymenoptera; Apidae
Product: RNA polymerase-associated protein CTR9 homolog
Exons: 16
Biological process (GO): regulation of DNA-templated transcription
Cellular component (GO): Cdc73/Paf1 complex
Molecular function (GO): RNA polymerase II complex binding
Source: RefSeq, a predicted model, not a curated record
AUGGCGAACUUUAUUAUUCGAGUAAUCGAGUUAGACCUGGAUCAAUUACCAGAAAUAGAUGGGAUUCUUGAUAAUUUACGUCAAGGACGUCUACGACUUAAUAUUUGGGUCAAUUUGGCUCUUGAAUAUUACAAACAACAUAAAAUCGAACAUUUCAUUAAAAUACUUGAAUCUUCUUGGAUUGAUGCUGCUAUUGAUUAUUGUAACUAUGAACAAGAUCAAAUGCGUGCGUUGGAUAUGUUGGCUGCAUAUUAUGUGCAGGAAGCCAACAGAGAAAAGGAUAAAGCCAGAAAGAAAGAUCUAUUUGCAAAAGCCACUCUAUUAUAUACAACUGCAGAUAAGAUUAUUAUGUAUGACGAGAAUCAUUUACUUGGCAGAGCUUAUCUCUGCCUCCUGGAAGAGGAUAGGAUGGCUCAGGCUGAUGCCCAAUUUAAUUUUGUACUAAGUCGGUCUCCAAAUAAUAUUCCUUCCCUACUGGGAAAAGCAUGCAUAGCGUUUAACAAAAGAGAUUACAGAGAUGCGCUUGCUUUUUAUAAAAAGGCAUUGAGAACAAAUCCAAAUUGUCCAGCUGCUGUGAGGUUGGGGAUGGCGCAUUGUUUUAUGAAAUUAAAUAACCAGGAAAAAGCGUAUUUAGCAUUUGAAAGAGCUUUACAGUUAGAUGACCGAUGUGUUGGAGCAUUAGUUGGACUUUCAGUACUGAAACUGAAUCAAGGACAGUCUGAUAGUAUCAAAGCUGGUGUUCAAAUGUUAUCAAGAGCUUAUAUCAUUGACUCAACUAAUUCCAUGGUGUUGAAUCAUUUGGCAAAUCAUUUUUUCUAUAAAAAGAACUAUAUUAAAGUACAGAACUUAGCCCUCUAUGCAUUUCAGAAUACUGCGAACGAGGUUAUGCGUGCAGAAAGUUGCUAUCAAUUAGCCAGAGUAUUUCAUGUUCAAGCUGACUAUGACCAAGCGUUUCGAUAUUACUAUCAGGCAAUACAAUUUGCGCCUCCAGUUUUUGUAUUACCAUACUUCGGUUUAGGUCAAAUGCAUGUUUAUCGUGGUGAUGCAGAAAAUGCAGCGAAAUGUUUCGAAAAGGUGUUGGAAGUGCAGCCAAAUAAUUAUGAAACAAUGAAAAUUCUUGGAUCUCUUUACGCAAAUUCAAGUUCUCAAUCCAAACGCAACAUUGCUAAAAACCACCUUCAGAAAGUAACUCAACAAUUUCCGGAUGAUAUUGAAGCAUGGAUUGAAUUGGCUCAAAUAUUGGAGCAAAGUGACCAUAAUGCCGCCUUAAAUGCAUAUGGUAUGGUAACUCGGAUUUUAAAAGAAAAUGUCCAGGCAGAUAUACCACCAGAAAUUCUAAAUAAUGUUGGUGCUCUACAUUAUAGACUUGGAAACUUUGAAGAAGCUAGGAAAAAUUUUGAGGAAUCUUUAACGCGUUCCAAAGCUGAUGUCUUACACGAUCCUGUAUACUAUAACUCAAUUACAGUUACGACGACAUAUAAUUUGGCUCGUUUGAACGAAGCUUUAUGUAUAUUUGAUAAAGCAGAAAACUUAUACAAAUCCAUUUUAUGGAAACAUCCAAACUAUAUAGAUUGUUAUUUACGACUUGGCUGUAUGGCUCGAGAUAAAGGACAAAUUUAUGAAGCGAUUGAUUGGUUUAAGGAUGCUUUAAGCAUAAAUAACGAGCACCCAGGUGCAUGGUCUCUUUUGGGUAACUUACAUUUCGAUAAAAUGCAAUGGGGCCCUAGCCAGAAGAAAUUCGAAAGAAUUUUAACAAAUCCAGAAACAAGUACCGAUGCCUAUUCUUUGAUUGCUUUGGGUAACAUUUGGUUGCAAAUGUUGUAUCAAAGUAGAAAAGAUAAAGAUCAAAAGAAGCGAUAUCAAGACAGAGCAUUGGCUAUAUAUAAAAAGGUUUUGCAAAACGAUCCUAAAAAUAUUUGGGCUGCAAAUGGAAUAGGAGCUGUACUAGCGCAUAAAGGUUGUGUAAAUGAAGCUAAAGAUAUUUUUUCUCAAGUUCGAGAAGCAACAGCAGAAUUUUGCGAUGUAUGGUUGAAUAUUGCGCACAUUUAUGUAGAGCAAAAACAAUUCUUUAACGCUAUCCAACUGUAUAUAAACUGCCUUCGGAAGUUCUAUAAAUACCAUCAUGUCAAAGUUUUGCAAUAUCUUGGAAGAGCUUACUUUAAAGCUGGUAAAUUAAAAGAAGCAAAAUUGACAUUUUUAAAGGGAAGAAGAGUAGCUCCACAGGACACUGUUUUGUUAUACAAUGUUGCACUUGUCCUUCAAUGUCUAGCGACACAAAUUUUGAAGGAUGAGAAGUCCACAUUAACAACAGUGCUCCAGGCAGUUUACGAAUUGCGAAUCUCACAUAAAUACUUCCAAUAUCUAUCAACGCAUGAAGGUAAAAUUUGGCAACUUGCGAAAGCAAAAGCAAAGUGCUGUCAAGAUCUUUUAUCGCAAGCGCAAUAUCAUGUUGCCAGAGCUAGACAAUGGGACGAGGAAGAAAAAAUGUUUAGGAGAAAACAAGAAGAAGAAAGACAAGCAUUUAAAAUGCGACAAAUGGAAGAACUACGGAGACUUGAAGAAAUGCAACGACAAAAAGAACAGGAAAUGUUACAGAAACGUUUAGAGUACGUUGAAAAGACAAAGAACGCUUUGGUAUUCGAUGCAAUGUCUUCGGAAAAACCUGGAAGGAAAGGAAAACAAGCACGCAUUGAUCAAUACGUUAGUGACAGUGGUAGUUCUGGAAGAGAGGAAAGUCGGGAGGAAGCUCGUAGACAAAGGAAACGCAAAAGAAAAGCAAGUGAACGUAAAGAAAACAGGGUCAAGGGUAAAGUAAUGCGCAAGAAAAAGAUGGGGAGUAGAGAAAGUGGUUCAGAAAGUGAUCGACUCAAGCCGAAACGUGGAAGAAAAGGGAUUAUUAAGAAAGACAGAGCAUUUUGGAGAAGUACAGCUGAGACUGCAAAGAGAAAGAUGCCUUUAUCGAAGGAAAUUAUAUCAACGAGCGAAUCUGAUAGCGAUUUAGGAGGUUUUAAAAUUGCCAACCGAGGUAAAAGCCGUAACGGAGGUCACGUACGCAGAAACAGACGAAUUAUGUAUCACUUAGAAGAAUCCCGUACAUCGAAAUCUAGGUCUCGUUCCAGAUCGAAAUUUAGAAGCCGUUCUAGAAGUAGUUCACGAUUGGGAUCACGAUCACGAUCACGAUCAGGAAUUCAAUCUCGAUCCGUAUUUCGUCCACGGUCUAGAUCUCGUUCAGGUUCCAAGCUGAGAAGUCAAUCGUGUUCGAAAAGUCCGUCGAGAUCCAGAUUCGUUGCAGAGAAAAGUGGUCCACGCCCGACAUCAAGAUCAGGGUCGUGGAAGAGGCAAUCGCGAUCAAGAUCGCGUAGUGGUUUGAGGGAAAGUGAAUCGCAGCCAAGAUCAAGAUUGGGUUCUGCAGCUAGUGCACGAUCAAGAUCGGGUUUUGCAGCUGGAGUACGAUCGAGAUCAAGGUCUACUGGUGGUUCCAGAAAAGUAGCUUCGCGAUCAAGGUCAAGAUCAUAAUCAGGAUCAAGGAGUGGUUCACAGUCGGGGAGACGUAUAUCAAGAAGCAGAAGCCGAUCAAAAUGUAAAUCUGUGUCAAGAUCUAGAUCGCGUUCCGGCUCACGGUCAAAGAGUGGCUCUUGAAGUCGCAGCGCUACUGGAUCAGCAAGCUCUGCUACUCUAGAGUCGAGAAAAUCAGUUUUGAGCAGUGAUGUUGGUUCCCGCCAAUCGAGUACAGAUCGAGGAGGUGGCAACGAAAGCGAAUAAACGCGGAAAAUCCAACCUUGGAUUACUUUUUGUAAGAGCCAAAUUUAUAAAAAUGAAAUAUAUAUAACUUUCGCGAUAUAUUUGUUAACACACGUUUGAAAGGACCGUUCGAAUUGAAACAGGAUUGUUACGCUAAGAUGGCAAUUGGCAAUCGUUCGAGCUUACGAGUAGCUUCGAUUUAUCGAUCUCUAGAAUUAAACGAUCUCUAGAUGGAGCGACUUCAGUGUUUCGGACGUAAUAUUUCGGACAAUUGAAUAUUUGUUUUAUGUUCGAGGGUUAU